AUGCAAAGUCCUCAGGAGGAUACCCCUGGUCGACCACCAAUGGAACUAAACUCCACGGUGAGACAGACUUUAAAUCGACGUGCUGGCACAAUGGACCAUGAUCAUAAUGUCCAAGCCUCAGGUGGGUCGUCACCUCAGUGUAUGGUCGAUAUGAUGGUCCCAUACAAACACAACGUGGACCCCCAAUGGGCCGUUAGGCCCAGGACGACACAGGGGCAGCCCCACCAGGUAAAUACUGCACAGCCCUAUGAGUCACCUUUACUAGCCACCAUGCAACCUGCAGCCACCACCCCCAGUUUUGGGCAGACAGUACUUUCCACUGCUGGACAUGCCCGCGCAUCCAGUAUACAGCCUCCCCCAACCACUGUACCAACCCCUUCGCCCCCCAUACUCAGCCCAAUAUUUAAUAGAUAUGAUGUCCCAGAUUCAAUUCAGACUCCAACAGCUAUGGUGCAAGGUCACCCACUCCUCAUCCAAGGCCCCACAACUACAACACCGGAUCGGACGGCCAUUAUUCAUGCCCCAACACCCAUACCACUAGCACAGAGUACCAGGUAUGUCCCACCACUCCAGACUCAUCACCUACCUGAUGGAAUGCAUGCUUCAGAGUUCCUCAUGCCAACUGGGCACUCUCAAGUGACCAGGUGGAACCCUCCUGCCUCUGUACCAGCCCCACCAGUCUCCAUAAAUACCCCUGUAUCCGGCAUUUAUGAUGCUGCCCCAAGCACAAUGCCAGACCCCAAAGCCAUAGUGCAUGGUGCUGCUGCCAGUUUGCCUGUCCCAAGUAGCCACCCCCCCGGUAUGGGAUGUCAGGUGGGCCCCACUACCCCAGCCACACCUCCCUCCUGA
Epinephelus lanceolatus (giant grouper) is the source of this 849-nucleotide messenger RNA. Lineage: Eukaryota; Metazoa; Chordata; Actinopteri; Perciformes; Serranidae. The record is from RefSeq and is a predicted model, not a curated record.